Messenger RNA from Spirometra erinaceieuropaei, 381 nucleotides. The record is from the annotation of a GenBank genome assembly. Lineage: Eukaryota; Metazoa; Platyhelminthes; Cestoda; Diphyllobothriidea; Diphyllobothriidae.
AUGCGCAAUCUCCGCGCAACGCCCCCUCGGGCCUCACCGGCCAAUUCCUUCAUCCCUCCCGACCUGGAUAAGUGCGAUUUCGUCUUGGUUCGGCAUGACGCUGUCCGACGACCACUCCAACCACCUUAUGACGGGCCGUUUAAGGUCCUUCGUCGAUCUGACAAAGAUGUUGUCACCUAUCGCAACGGCAAGACCGACACAGUCAGCAUUGAUCGCGUCAAGCCGGCCUACAUCGACGACAGUGACCAUUCCUCACCUCAACACUUUACCCCGCCUCAGACAGUGCGGCCUCCUCCACCUACUGGCGACAGACCGCCUCCGGUUCGCCGCACACGAUCUGGUCGCCACGUCCACUGGCCCGACCGGUUUGUGGCUGGCUAG